Messenger RNA from Dermatophagoides pteronyssinus (European house dust mite), 1767 nucleotides. RefSeq names its product ATP-dependent RNA helicase dbp7-like. NCBI's taxonomy places the organism in Eukaryota, Metazoa, Arthropoda, Arachnida, Sarcoptiformes, Pyroglyphidae. The record is from RefSeq and is a predicted model, not a curated record.
AUGACUAAAAAAAAUACUGGCGAUGCUAAAGAAACAAAAAAUAAUUCUGUUUUAACAACUUAUUCGUUUCAAGAUUUCAAAACUUUAGAGACCAGAUUAAAAAAUCAGUUAAGUCAUCUAAAUUUUAACCGUGUAACGCUAAUUCAAAAACUUGCUUUAGAGGCUUUGUCUCCCACAGAUUUUCAAGACACAUUUAUACAAGCAGAAACCGGUUCAGGAAAGACACUUGCAUAUUUGGUCCCAGCAAUAAAUCGAUUGAUACACACUGAUGAAUCUGUUCGUAAGAAACUUAUAAGCUUAAAUAUUUUACAACCUGACGACUUGAAAACGGUCGUGAGUCCCAGAAGUCUGGGGACCCGGAUUUUGAUUUUAGCGCCAACCAGAGAGUUGUGUGUUCAAAUUGAGAACUUAGCCAAACAACUAACCAAUACUCACUACUGGAUAACUACUUUUGCAUUGAUUUGCGGCGCAAAAAAAAAAUCUGAAAAAUCCUCGUUACGCAAAGGCAUAACCAUUUUGAUUUCCACCCCUGGAAGAUUAACUGAUCACUUGGAAACCACUAUUUCACUUAGAAUUAAAUAUUUAGAUACUAUUAUAAUUGAUGAGGUAGACCGUCUUUUAGAUUUAGGAUUUGAAAAUAAACUAAAAAAAAUAUUCAAUAUUUUGAAGCAAAGAAGAGAAGCAGAAAACACAUCUCUCGACGAAUACGAUAUAGAAGCAUACGAAAAAAAUGACAAGCCUAAAAGCGAAACUGAGAAAAACAUGAAAAUACAGCAAGAAUACAAAAAAGUAAUGUCUGAAGUUGAAGACGCUGAACUUAACAGUUUAUUGUUUGACAAAAUCAAUCAAGAGUCUGUAAAACUCGAAGAAACCACGUCUGAUCAGCACUUAUUUGAUUCAGUUAAAUUUUUCAAAUUACAUGGUGCAAUGGACGCAGCAGAAAGAUCUGCACACUUAAUCAAAAUAAAUAAAACGGAAGACCACUGUAUAAUUUUUGCAACCGAUGUAGCUGCUAGAGGUUUAAAUUUUGACAAUUUAGACUUUAUAAUUCAAUUUGAACCGCCCAUCGAGCUUGUUGAUUACAUUCAUAGAAUCGGACGAACCGCUAGAUUGGGAAAAGUUGGCAUAGCAGUAACACUUUUAAAUUCACAUGAAGAAGGAUUUACCAAAAUUAUUAAAAAUAAAAUACGAAACGUUGAUAUUUCAGUGACCAAUGAAAGUAAAAUUUUGAAGUUGUUUCAGCCCGGUAGUCCUGCCAGCUUACUACCCGAGUUUUUAAAGUGCCUAAGACCCAAGGGAACAUUAGAUUACUUAGUAUCUAGGUUUAGCGUUCAAGUACAAAAAGAGCCUAAGCUGCUUGAAUUUGGUACUAAAGCUUUUUUGUCAACAAUUAAAGAUUACAGAUGUUAUCAAAAAGAAUUAAGAGCCAUAUUUGAUUUUAGCAAACUUCAUUUAGGAAAACUUGCCGGUUGUCUUUUCUUGAGACAAAGUCCUAAAGAAUUAGGAUACUCGCAUAAUGAAGAUUAUAAACCAAGUUAUCAUAAUAACUCUUUCACAAAUAGAAUACAUCGAACUAACUUUAGUGAUAGAAAGCCUAAAGAAAGGAAAUUCAAUAAAACUUCUUCCUUUAGUAAACAUCGUUCUGCAAUAAAUAAAAAAAAGGAUUCAUUUACAUCUGAUACUAAAUCACUUAACGAAAAUUUAGACUUGAUCAAAUCUCCGAUAGUUAAAAAUUUAUUCCAAUUGCUCACUUGUUUUGUAAAAUAA